UUCGGGAUAACCUUACCGUGUACUCCGCUGUAGAUCAAUAAUAAUUCAUAUAACGAUACUUCCUGCUACUAUUGAGUAUUGGGACCCUACAGCAUAUCUGAGGUUUUUUCUGCUUUCUGAUCCUCCCUCUUCCUUAGUGCACCGGGAUAUUAAGCUAAAAAGCCCCGGAAAUGUUUUACGAUUAAGAUAAUGUAAACCUUUAUGGGACUGCCAAACAAAUGAACUGCCCUGCAUUGUAUUGCCGGCUGUCAUUGAAUUUGAGGAACGAAAAAUUGUAUUACAGCUUUUAAAAGAUUUUCAUGAGUGUUGUCUUCCUCCACUUAGAGCUCUGUAUUUCCCAGAACUUGCUUCCCUUCGAAGGCGGUUCUUCAACAAGCGGUACUGCCAAAGGGUUUAGAAUCUCAACAAUGCCAUACUUUGGUUCAGAGGAUACAGUGAAGGAGCUGAAGAGAGCCCUGUCCAACCCUCAUGUGCAAACUGACCAUCUUCGCUAUAGGAAUGUUAUCCAACGAGUGAUCAGGCAUAUGACCCAAGGUGUAGAUGUGUCCAGUGUUUUUAUGGAGAUGGUUAAAGCUAGUGCUACCAUAGACAUUGUUCAGAAGAAACUAGUGUACUUGUAUAUGUGUACAUACGCUCCCUUGAAGCCUGAUCUAGCUCUUUUAGCUAUCAAUACUCUGUGCAAAGACUGUUCAGACCCCAACCCUAUGGUUAGAGGUCUGGCCCUGCGCAGCAUGUGCAGUCUGAGGAUGCCUGGCAUACAAGAAUAUAUUCAGCAGCCAAUCCUGAAUGGUCUACGAGACAAAGCUUCUUAUGUAAGGAGAGUAGCUGUUCUUGGUUGUGCAAAGAUGCAGAAACUCCAAGGAGACUGUGAAGUGGAUGGUGCACUAGUUAAUGAGUUAUAUAGUUUGCUUCGGGAUCAGGAUCCUAUCGUGGUGGUAAAUUGUCUGAGGGCUCUUGAGGAAAUUCUGGCACAUGAAGGAGGAGUUGUCAUCAACAAACCCAUUGCCCACCAUCUUCUUAAUAGGAUGCCAGAUCUAGAUCAGUGGGGGCAGAGUGAGGUGUUGACUUUUCUGCUACGAUACAAACCCCGCUGUGAAGAAGAGCUUUUUGAUAUCCUGAAUUUACUCGAUGGAUACCUUAAAAACAGCAGUUCCAGUGUAGUGAUGGCUGCCACAAAACUCUUCUUGGUGCUGGCUAGAGACUUCCCACAUGUCCAGGCAGAUGUGCUUGUAAGAGUUAAAGGUCCACUCCUAACAGCAUGCACAUCUGGGAGUAGAGAACUCUGUUUCACUGCUUUGUGUCACGUGCGCCAGAUAAUAGACAGCCUUCCUGGCCAUUUCAGUAGCCAAUAUAAGAAGUUCUUCUGUUCUUACUCGGAACCACAUUAUAUCAAGUGCCAGAAAAUGGAAGUGCUGUGCAAGUUGGUGAAUGAUGAAAAUGUUCAGCAUAUAUUGGAGGAACUGAGAGACUACUGCACUGAUGUGUCAGCAGAGCUUGCCCGGGCAGCAAUAUUUGCUAUAGGAAAUAUUGCAAGAACCUACUCAGAUCAGUGUGUGAGGAUUCUAACAGAACUCCUUGAGCUGAAGCAAGAACAUAUAACAUCAGCUGUAGUACAGGUGUUCCGAGAUCUAGUAUGGUUGUGUCCACAGUGUAUAGAGUGUGUGGCCCAGCCUUUGUCUGGCUGUGAAGAGAUCAUCCAGGACAGUGAGGGAAAGCAAGCAUUAAUCUGGCUUCUGGGUGUACAUGGAGAAAGAAUUCCCAAUGCCCCUUAUAUAUUAGAAGAUUUUGUGGAGAAUGUAAAAUCAGAACCAUUCUCAGUUGUCAAGCUGGAACUACUGACGGCUGUGGCCCGGCUCUUCAUAGCACGUCCCGCUGAAUGUCAGGAUACCCUGGGGCGAUUACUUUAUUACUGCAUUGAGGAGGAAAAAGACAUGGCAGUUCGGGACCGUGCAUUAUUUUACUAUCGCCUAUUACAAGCUGGUGUGGAAGAAACAAAAGGAAUUCUAUGCAGUCCAACAUCGGAUCGUUCUCUCCGCCUUUUAGAAGAGCAGACUGAAAGUUCCAUUAACGAAUGGGUCCAUGACUUUAAUUCCUUGGUGCCCAUCUAUGGCAAAGAUCAAUGGGCAGCUAUGACAGCUAGUCGAGUAGUUGAUCUCCACUGUGCAGACUCCAGCACAGAUGAUUCCAAAAGAGAAGGCAAAGUGCCGCUGAUGUUGGAAAAGAAGGAGAAGGACCCUGUUCCUAAUGCCAGUUCCAGUAGCCUCACCUUAAUAUCUAGUCUAUGUCUGACUGCAGAGCAGUUUGAGAGGACGUGGCUAAACCUGGCUGUUGGCUGCCAGCAAGCCAUUCCUUGGCAGGAAUCCGUGCAACCAGAGACUUUGCAGGCUGCCCUGCAGAUGGUCCAUAUUCAGACUAUUGCAGUGAGCAAGCCUGGUUCACAGUCAUGGAAAGUCUACCUAGGGGCACAGGAUAACACAGGCUGCCUUUUCCUAACUGAGCUGCAGCUGGAGGCAGGAGGUGCAGAGAUGCAGAUGUUAGUGAAACAGACUGAAAACAAGCUAGAAGCCCUGCAGGCAUUUGUCUCGCUCUUGAAGACAGUUCUGGAGACAGUGGCAGGCCUGACAUCCUGAUUUUUCUAAUUUAUGGGGUUGGUCAUAACCAGGAAGAGACAGCGAUUUUGUAUAUGGUUUAUUUAUUGUAUUCUUUAGGUGAAGCUGUAGGUCUUACAAGUUGUCAAUAAAGACUUUCUACAGCAUAACUUUUAAUGCAAAUGAAAACGCUGUGUUUAGAAAAAUAUGCACAGAAACCAACCACCCUCAAAAGGCCUAAUAUGAAGAACACGUCUAUGGACAAACAAAGGGAACUUUGCUUUUAUCUACAGAAUUAAAAUGGAAGAGCUGAGAUUUCAGGGUGAUGGUAAAUUAAGGAGCAUUUGUGUGUCUGGAAGAUGUCACUUAGCAAUGUUCCCUCUAACGUCUGACAGCUGUGUAUGGAAAAAAAAGAUUUCUGCAGCUUUUCCUAAAUCAAGUACAAAUUUCUUUGCCACAAUAUGAGUAUAUGAGUAAAUUGCAAAUUAAAAAAUAGCAAUUAUAACUUUAUUUCUGCUUAAUUUAAAAUUUAUUUAUUUAUUAAACUCAUACAGCUACCUGUUUUAAAUAGAACAAUCUUAGGAGGCUCAUAAUAAAAUCAAUAAAAACACUAAUAAAACAUGUCACUCAUACACAAAGGAUCACAGUCCCUUUCCAUUGUUCUCCAAUAUUUUGUAUACAUCUAAAAUAGUUUCAUUGGGUAGGGAAAUUUGAUAUUGUAAUAAAACUAAAGAAAAAAAUACA
Messenger RNA from Pantherophis guttatus, 3332 nucleotides. RefSeq names its product adaptor related protein complex 4 subunit beta 1 (gene AP4B1). NCBI's taxonomy places the organism in Eukaryota, Metazoa, Chordata, Lepidosauria, Squamata, Colubridae. Gene Ontology annotation, molecular function: clathrin binding. The record is from RefSeq and is a predicted model, not a curated record. Gene Ontology annotation, biological process: vesicle-mediated transport; intracellular protein transport. Gene Ontology annotation, cellular component: membrane coat; clathrin adaptor complex.